AUGGCGGUUCGCCGCUCUGCCCGUUUGAGGGGCCGCCAGACGUCCGCCGAGCCACAGCCUCAGGCGAAUCCCCCCAACACCACUACUCCCGUUUUCACUCCCGUGAAAUCAUUCCUUCCGAUGAAAAAGACUCCUAAGACUGCCGAAAGGAAGGACUUCGCGGUCAAGACGCCUACCACGGCCUUUGCGGUGCGUCCUCCACGCGAGGAGAUGCACCCAAGCAAGGUCCACCAGAGCACCACCAAGCAGGCGGAUUCGGGUCUGAUUCUGGGCUUCAACCCGGUGAAGAGGGAUGCUAAGGGAAAUGUGAUCAAGGAGAGUGUGAUGCAAAACACCCCAUCGAAAUUAAAAGCGUCUCCUUCUAGCCAGAUGGGCACUCCAGGCUUCGAGUUCAAGUUUUCCUGCCACGAGUCUCAGCUGAGUGAUGAGGCGAAGAAACUCAUGGACACGGUCCGCGAGGAUGCCGCCCGCAUCAAAGCUCAGAUGGUUCAAGACAAGACUAAGCACGCUCGCCAGGAAGCUGAGGAGGAAAAUCUACAAGGCGAUCGCCUCAUCGCCAAACCGAAGGGCAAGGUAGGCCGGUUCAGUGACGUGCACAUGGCCGAGUUCAAGAAGAUGGACUCUAUCGCGGGACACGCGUCGGCGUACAGAGCUGCACCGGGCCGCUUCCAGCCCGUCACCAAGUCGCUUAAGAGGACUAAUUCCAAAGCGCGUCUGGACGAGCCGGAGUCCUCCCGCAAUAACGAAAAGAGCCUUUCCACGACGCCCUCCAAGUCGCCCUCGAAGCUGCCAGCGCCUGCAUUCGAAUCAGCCGCCAGCGUGAAGCGUGUCAAGCACUCGGCCGCUGAAGAUACUUCGACUGGUCGCCCUUCAUCGCGUGAUGGCAAGACCGCUACUCCAGGCGCAAACCUGGCCCUUCCACGCCCCCGUCCUUCGAUGAGGCCUUCCCUGAUGACCCCCACCAAGUCCUCGAUGGCGCGUUUCUCAAGCGCCCGGCCCAUCAGAACUUCCAUGAUUCCUUCUCUGACACAGUCCCCGGGCUCCAAGGCGAUUGCGGCUCCGCACACCCCCAAGACCGAGUUCAACCCCAGACUCAAGAGCAAGGUUCCUACUCUCAAUAAUCUCAAGUCCAUUUUGCGUCGUCACCAGCCUCUUUUCUCCAAAGAUCCAGCCAAGAUCGCUGCCGGUACACACGUGGCCGACCCUGAUUUCACCUUCGAUAUGUUGGUGAAAACAUCCCGCCCUGACGACGACGCUGCUCAGACGCCUUCUCCCAAGAAGCGUGUCGAGUUCACCCCCAUCGUCAAGUCGUCGCAUCUUGAAGUCGCCCAGGCGUCUCCCUCACCUUCGAAGAUCCCCACUGCCAGGACGCCCAUGGACGUCGUUUACCCUACUCUCCCGACCCUGACCCCCGAGAAGGAUGCUGUUAUAACCAAGUCGAACACCGCAAGCAUCCGUAAGGUCCGACCCUCGGCGCGGUCUGCCUCCGGCACGCACACAGACCUGGCCUCGAUGCCCAAGUUCCCCGCCGUCCCCCACGGGAUCAUCAACAAGAAGAGAGCUCGCCAGGAGACCGAUGACACCCCGGACGCCGAGAAUGUUCCUCCCGCUACUGCCGUGGAGCUGACUCCCGAUGGCCGCAGUGCCAAGCGGAUGAAGAUGAGCGUGCCAUCGCCCAUCAAAGAUGUGCCAACCCCCAGCCCUGUCAAGGUCAUUCGGUCCAUGACCCCCGGUCGGUCCCGUCUUCAGGGAACUCCCACCAGGGGCGGGACCCCAGGCAGCGCUCGGGCGAAGGGCAAGAACGUUCUCACCCUCAGCCGCCUGAACAUGCUCUCCAAGCCGAAGAACCGUUCCUAG
Messenger RNA from Penicilliopsis zonata CBS 506.65, 1857 nucleotides. RefSeq lists its product as hypothetical. The transcript has 3 exons. The coding region runs from base 1 to 1857 and encodes 618 amino acids. NCBI's taxonomy places the organism in Eukaryota, Fungi, Ascomycota, Eurotiomycetes, Eurotiales, Aspergillaceae. The record is from RefSeq and is a predicted model, not a curated record.